Molecule: messenger RNA, 1117 nt
Organism: Rhodofomes roseus
Lineage: Eukaryota; Fungi; Basidiomycota; Agaricomycetes; Polyporales; Fomitopsidaceae
Product: DUF1264-domain-containing protein
Exons: 2
Coding region: 169-879 (236 amino acids)
Source: RefSeq, a predicted model, not a curated record
CCCGCGACCUAUUCUGGACAAGCGGCUGCCGCUGCGUCCACGCCCAGGAUGAUGUCUGUGCGACGUCAUGGCCGGUGGCUGAAGCUUCCUCACCACUAUUUCAGCCCCCCGCAGGCCAUGCCUCCGACGUAGUCUGCCCGCCGACCACACCGCAUACAGUCAGCCGACAUGGACACCGACACAAAGCACUCGCUCUACCACUCCGCGCCGUACAGCGCCGCGGGCACCGCCAUGAUGACCUUCAAGCCCAUCAACGCUAUCCACCAGCACCUCUGUGCCUUCCACGUCUACUCCCACGACCGCACCCGGCACCUCGAGGCGCACCACUACUGCACGCACCUCUCGCCCGACUUCCACCAAUGCAUCAUCUACGACUCCGACUCGCCCUCCGCCAAGCUCAUCGGCAUCGAGUACAUCGUCUCCGAGACGCUCUUCGACGGGCUCCCCGCCGCCGAGAAGCCGCUCUGGCACUCGCACAAGUACGAGGUCGAGAGCGGCCUCCUGCAGAUGCACGCGCGCGCGCCCCUUAACGGCGCCGUGACCGACCUCGCGGAGCAGCCCGCGAUCCUCGAGAUCCAGCGCACGUACGGCAAGACCAUCCACACCUGGCAGGUCGACGCCCACCCCGACCUCCCCCUUGGCCCGCCCCAGCUCAUGGUCUCGUACACCGCCGACGGCCAGGGCCCGCCCCCCGAGAUGGUCAAGGCGCGCGACGAGCGCUCGGGCAUGGACACUGCGCGGAAGCGCGAGCUCAGGAAGGGAUACUUGCCCCCGUAUGAGAAGAGGGAGGAGGCGGAUGCGUGGGAGGAGACCAAGAAGGGCAUCGUAUUUGAGGCUAAGGAGGUCGAUUAUAAGCCAUAUCCUGGGGAGCAGAAGUAGGUGCGUGACAGAGGGGCGCAUACGUGUACAUGUGAAGUUCAGGACGAGAUGUACGUUACCGUAAUGCGAACGGACAGGCGAUGGUGCACCCCAAGACACUGCGCCGCGCAUGGAUCACAAGCAUUCCGUAUCCACGCUUGCCCAUGCUGUCCGAGCGAAGUCAGAAUAUGUGCAAGAUACCGAAGGCAAGGCGCAAGUGUUCAAACGUUCAACACUCAAACUCCAAUCCAAGCGUAGG